Morchella importuna is the source of this 726-nucleotide messenger RNA. RefSeq lists its product as uncharacterized. Gene Ontology annotation, biological process: rRNA processing. The coding region runs from base 1 to 726 and encodes 241 amino acids. Gene Ontology annotation, cellular component: small-subunit processome; nucleolus. Lineage: Eukaryota; Fungi; Ascomycota; Pezizomycetes; Pezizales; Morchellaceae. The record is from RefSeq and is a predicted model, not a curated record. The transcript has 2 exons.
AUGUCGUCCAUGCGCAAUGCCGUCCAACGGCGAAACCACAAAGAGCGUUCGCAACCCCAGGAGCGCGCGAAAUGGGGUCUCCUCGAGAAGAAGAAGGACUAUGUCCUUCGAGCGCGCGAUUACAACGCAAAGAAAAAGGCGCUUAAAUCCCUCCGUGCAAAGGCCUCGACGAGAAACCCGGACGAGUUCUACUUCGCCAUGACUUCCUCGACCACUCGCAACGGGAUCAAGGUUACGGAGCGCCCUGACUCGGAGGCAAUGAGCACUGAUGUCGUCAAGCUAUUGAAGACGCAGGACGCGGGGUAUAUUCGUACGCAGAGCGCGGUGGAGCGGAAUAAGAUCGACAGGCUCGAGAAGGAGCUCGGCUUUAUGGAUACUGCGGAGGGGGUCGGCGGGAAGCAUAUGGUUUUCGUGGACAGCGAGAAGGAGGCAAAGGAUUUCAAGGCCGAAGAAUACUUUGGCACACAUAAGGACCUUGUGGGACGGAAGUUCAACAGGCCAAGGUUAGAAACACUAGCAGAGGUGGAGGUGAAGGGCAGGGGGGUAGAUGGUGAAGAAAGGAAAAUUAGGAAACAAAGAGAAGCGAAGUACAAAGAGUUGGAAGCGAGGAUGAAGAGAGCCGAGGAACUGGCGGCCGCGGAGAGGGAGCUGGCGAUGCAGCGGGAGAGGAUGAAGAAGGGUGGAAUGGUGGCGAAGAACAAGUGGGCCAGAGUCAGGAGAAAGUAG